Molecule: messenger RNA, 1080 nt
Organism: Diaporthe citri
Lineage: Eukaryota; Fungi; Ascomycota; Sordariomycetes; Diaporthales; Diaporthaceae
Exons: 2
Coding region: 1-1080 (359 amino acids)
Biological process (GO): isocitrate metabolic process; tricarboxylic acid cycle
Cellular component (GO): mitochondrion
Molecular function (GO): NAD binding; isocitrate dehydrogenase (NAD+) activity; magnesium ion binding
Source: RefSeq, a predicted model, not a curated record
AUGGCUGCCAGAACCCUCAGGAUCGGCCUUAUUCCCGGCGAUGGCAUCGGCAAGGAGGUCAUCCCCGCCGGCCGCCGGCUGCUCGAGGCCCUGCCCGCCUCGCUGGGCCUCAAGUUCUCCUUUGUCGACCUGGACGCCGGCUUCGAGACGUUUGAGAGGACGGGCACGGCGCUGCCGCAGCGGACCGUCGACACGCUGAAGGCCGAGUGCGACGGCGCGCUGUUCGGCGCCGUGCAGUCGCCGUCCAAGGCCGUCAAGGGCUACUCGUCGCCCAUCGUGGCCCUGCGCAAGAAGCUCGACCUGUACGCCAACGUGCGGCCCGUCAAGGGCGUCGCCACCAGCCUCUUCAGCCAGCCCGCCGUCGACAUGGUCAUCGUGCGCGAGAACACCGAGGACCUCUACGUCAAGGAGGAGACCACCACCCAGGGCGGCCCCGGCGGCCGCCCCGUCGCCGAGGCCAUCAAGCGCAUCUCGGGCCGCGCCUCGUACCGCAUCGCCGCCAUGGCCGGCCAGAUCGCCCAGCGCCGCCAGAAGAUGCGCGACGCGGGCGCCUCCAGCAUCCACACCUCCCCGCUCGUCACCGUCGUCCACAAGUCCAACGUCCUCUCCCAGACCGACGGCCUCUUCCGCACCACCGCCCGCGAGGCCCUGGCCGAGACCACGCCCGCAAUCCGCGUCGAGGAGCAGAUCGUCGACUCCAUGGCCCUCAAGCUGGUCCAGCAGCCCGAGUACUACGACGUCAUCGUCGCCCCCAACCUGUACGGCGACAUCCUGUCCGACCAGGGCGCGGGCCUGCUCGGCUCUCUCGGCCUGAUCCCCAGCGCAAACGUCGGCGAGGGCUUCGCCAUCGGCGAGCCCGUCCACGGCAGCGCCCCGGACAUUGUCGGCCAGAACAAGGCGAACCCCAUCGCCACCCUGCGCAGCGUCGGCGUCAUGCUCGAGUUCAUGGACCUCGAGCAGGCCGCCGCCAGCAUCUACGCAGCCGUCGACGCCACCCUCGCCGCUGGAAUCGUCACCCCUGACCUGGGCGGCAAGAACACCACCACCGAGGUUCUCGAGGACGUCCUGAAGCGUCUGUAA